AUGAUUGCCACUGGAAUGGUGGGUGUUGGAACAGGAUGCUCUAUUGUUGUGAGUGUUGCAUCUGAUGACCAUUUAGCAAGUUUCACAACGGCCCACCCCCUGCCAAUACGCUUAUUUAGCACCGCUUCCAUUCACCGUGGUUCUCCCUGCUCCUCCUUGUCCGGCGUCUUCGCAAAACUAAAGCUGAAGAACUUACCUUUCUCUUCAACUCAACUACUUCUCGUUUAUCAUCGAGAAUAUUCCGGCGGUCGGACGUUCUCAGCUCGUCCGGCGAGGUCGGGUACCCGAGACACCAGGCGUGGGCAACUCCGACCGGGAAGUGUCUCAGGGCAGAGUAAGAGCCUCAUUGAAGACGAGGAGGAGCUCAGCGAUUGGAUCAGCGACCUCAAGGCCGACUCUUUUCGUACUAGGCAUAGCAGCGAGGACGAGUUUUCUGGUCGUAGUCGGGGUAAACAGGAAAUUAUGGAUAGGGAUAGAAAUUGGUUAAAGAGUAAAGGGCAGGGGAGGGAUUCUCGGUCUGCGGUUCAUGGUCGGCCCUCUUCAAGGAGGAACAGGGAUAGUGAUUCCGAUGGGUAUUCAUCUCGUAGUCAGAGAGCUUCAUCCUUGAGGAGGCGAAUUGAUAGUGAUGAUGAUGCAGAUGAUUUCCGUAGCGGGAUUGGGAAUGGGCGGGGAAAUCGACCUUGGGUCUCUAAAAAUUCCAGAAAAGGACUUGGUGAUCGACACGGGGCUUCUUCUUCUUUCAAUAAGAGAGGCGGGGGUGAUUUAGAAAUUGGCGGUAGAGUAGGCGAACGCAUGAGAAGUCCAAUUCUUGCUGUACAGAGUGAGGAGGAGGAGGAGGACAGUGAUGAUGAUAUGUCUGAUGCUGAUAAUGAUUUUUUCGGUGACAAGGAAGACAGGAAGGAUAGUGUUGCAAAUGGUGCCUUUGAGAAGGGCGGUUCUCUUACGUCCAGUGACGGCGAUAUUGUAAAAGCAAUACCAAAAACUUCUGUGCCGGCUGGUGAUUCUUACUUGACUGAGUCGAGAUUUGAUCAAUUUUCCCUUUCUCCACUGUCACUGAAAGGAGUAAAAGCCGCUGGUUACGAAAGGAUGACUCUUGUGCAGGAGGCAACUCUUCCAGUAAUACUCAAGGGCAAAGAUGUCCUUGCCAAAGCUAAGACGGGAACUGGCAAAACUGUAGCAUUUUUGCUUCCCGCAAUUGAGCUAGUUACAAAGCAACCUCCACCUGAUCGUGAUAAUAGAAGACCCCCUAUCAAUGUUCUUGUAAUUUGCCCAACCAGGGAGCUUGCAGAUCAAGCGGCUGCUGAAGCUUCAAAGCUGUUGAGGUAUCAUGCUUCUAUUGGUGUUCAGGUUGUUAUGGGUGGUACAAGAUUGGCAUUAGAACAAAAACGAAUGCAAGCUAAUCCAUGCCAGGUACUUGUAGCCACACCUGGACGGUUCAGAGAUCAUAUGGAGAAUACACCUGGAUUUACUUCCCGACUAACUGGUGUGAAAGUUCUUGUUCUUGAUGAGGCGGACAGAUUGCUAGAUAUGGGAUUUCGGAAAGAUAUUGAAAAGAUUGUUGCUGAACUGCCAAAACAGCGACAAACACUUCUUUUUUCUGCCACAGUUUCGGAUGAGGUCCGUCAAAUAUGCUACAUUGCUAUGAAAAGAGACAAUGAAUUUAUAAAUACAGUUGAAGAGGGCAGUGAGGAAACACACUCCCAGGUUAUGCAGAUGCAUUUAAUAGCACCAUUAGACAAGCAGUUUUCAAUACUCUAUGGUAUUCUGACUGAUCAUAUUGCUGAAGAUGUUGACUAUAAGGUUAUAGUGUUCUGUACCACUGCAAUGGUUACAAAACUUGUGGCUGAUCUUUUGGCAGAGUUGAAUUUGAAUGUUCGAGAAAUGCAUUCUAGAAAAGCACAAAACUAUAGGACCAGGGUCUCCAAGGAGUUCAGAGAGUCAAAAGGCCUUAUUCUUGUCAGUUCUGAUGUCUCUGCAAGAGGAGUUGACUACCCUGAUGUCACCCUUGUCGUACAGCUUGGAGUGCCUGCUGAUAGGGAUCAAUAUAUACAUCGACUAGGUAGAACUGGCAGGAAAGGUAAAGAAGGAAAAGGCGUACUUAUUUUGGCACCAUGGGAAGAUUUCUUCUUAGAUAACAUACGAGACUUACCAAUUGCAAAGGCUCCAGUUCCGCUUGUUGACCCAAACACCAGAAAGAAAGUGGAGAGGGCCCUUGCUCAUGUCGAAUUGAAGAGCAAGGAAUCAGCAUACCAAGCAUGGCUUGGCUAUUACAACUCCAUCAAAAAUGUCGCCCGAGAGAAAUCCAAGCUUGUACUUCUUGCUAAUGAGUUUAGCAGUAGCAUGGGGCUUGACAAUCCUCCGGCAAUCCCCAUAAUUGUUCUGAGGAAGAUGGGACUCAACAAUGUUCCAGGGUUACGUGCUAAGUAGAUUUUAUUGAAAUACUUGAUUGCCUUACAAAACUAGCUUAAGUUCAUUAGCCCAAGCACAAAUUUCUUCUUGAUAUCAUGGAAAACCAGAUUCUUAUUCAGCAUUAAAGGCCACUCGAUCUUCAAGGUAUUGUGAAAUUCCAAUGCAGCUUUAGGAGUUCAACAGAUUCCAGGUUUGGGUUUUUUGUUGUUGUACAAUUCCAGAUCUGCUAAUUGAGAGGUGAAUUAAGAGAAAUUUUUGAAUGGUCAUGUAAUUCUAUCAUGGGUAAGCAAUUUAUAUUUUCAUUUAUUGCCAAACAUUUUAUUGUGCAAAACAAGCAUUCUAUUUUCCAAAAUAUAUUUAUCGCACAUUC
Molecule: messenger RNA, 2779 nt
Organism: Phalaenopsis equestris
Lineage: Eukaryota; Viridiplantae; Streptophyta; Magnoliopsida; Asparagales; Orchidaceae
Product: DEAD-box ATP-dependent RNA helicase 31-like
Exons: 11
Coding region: 1-2427 (808 amino acids)
Cellular component (GO): chloroplast
Molecular function (GO): ATP binding; nucleic acid binding; RNA helicase activity
Source: RefSeq, a predicted model, not a curated record